CGAUAAUUCAACAUUAUGGCAUAUCCUAUGUACGAAGUGGAUUGGAGUGUCCUGCCACCUGACCAAAAUAGAAGGUUCAACCCGGCAUUUAACAUUGCAACCAUAAAACAAGUAGUAAAUGAAGCCAUAGAGAGAGUCGCGCCGGUUUCAGUGCGGAUGCAGACGCCCACGCGGCUCAGAGAUCUGAUCCGCCAGAUUCGCGCGGCACGAACCGCCGCCGAAGAACGGAGCGUUGUUAACAAGGAGUGCGCUUAUAUAAGAUCCACGUUCAGGGAGGAGGACAGCGUUUGGAGAUGUCGCAACAUAGCGAAACUGCUGUACAUCCACAUGCUGGGCUACCCGGCGCACUUUGGCCAGCUGGAGUGCCUCAAGCUGAUCGCCAGCCCGCGGUUCACGGACAAGCGGGUGGGGUACCUUGGGGCUAUGUUGCUACUGGACGAGAGGCAGGACGUACAUCUGCUGAUCACGAAUUGUUUGAAGAAUGACCUGAACAGCAACACGCAGUUCGUAGUCGGUCUCGCGCUAUGCACGCUCGGCGCGAUCGCAUCCCCAGAAAUGGCCCGAGACCUUGCGUCUGAAGUGGAGCGUCUCAUAAAGUCGCCAAACGCGUACAUCAAGAAGAAGGCGGCGUUGUGCGCGUUCAGGAUCAUAAGGCGAGUGCCGGAUCUGAUGGAAAUGUUCCUGCCGGCAACUAGGAGCCUCUUGACUGAGAAGAACCAUGGUGUGCUUAUCACCGGCGUGACCCUCAUCACGGAAAUGUGCGAGAACAGUCCGGACACGCUUAACCAUUUCAAAAAGGAGAGCGGGCAACGCGAGAUUGUGCCGAAUUUGGUGAGAAUAUUGAAGAACUUAAUCCUCGCUGGUUAUUCGCCGGAGCACGAUGUCAGUGGUGUCUCCGAUCCAUUCCUACAGGUGAAAAUCCUUCGUCUCCUCCGGAUACUGGGCAAGAACGACGCGGAAGCGUCCGAAGCGAUGAACGACAUCCUCGCCCAGGUCGCGACCAACACGGAGACGAGCAAGAAUGUCGGCAACACGAUAUUAUACGAAACUGUGCUUUCUAUCAUGGACAUUAAGUCGGAGAGUAGCUUGCGCGUGCUCGCCAUCAAUAUACUGGGACGGUUCUUGCUGAAUAAUGAUAAGAAUAUAAGAUAUGUGGCGUUGAACACGCUGCUGAGGACGGUACACGUGGACACGUCUGCGGUGCAGAGACAUAGGACGACUAUAUUGGAGUGUUUAAAGGAUCCCGACGUGUCCAUCCGGCGGCGGGCUAUGGAGCUGUCGUUCGCGCUGAUCAACGGGCAGAAUAUACGCGCCAUGAUGAAGGAGCUGCUGGUGUUCCUGGAGCGGUCCGACGCAGAGUUCAAGGCGCACUGCUCCAGCGCGAUGGUGCUGGCGGCCGAGCGGCAUGCGCCGAGCAGCAAGUGGCACCUGGACACGCUGUUCCAGGUGCUGCUGAAGGCGGGCAACUACCUCCGCGACGACACCGUGUCGAACACCAUCCAGAUAGUGUCCGCGGCGCCGGGCGAGCGGCAGGCGUACGCGGCCAUGCGGCUCUGGAUCUCGCUCGAGCGCGCCGCCGUCUGCGGCGACGCCACCGAGAAGCAGCCGCUCGUGCAGGUUGCGGCUUGGACGAUAGGAGAGUACGGAGACAUGCUGGUCUCGGAAGCCAGUAACGCCAUAUCUAUGGUAGACGACGACGGAGUCGACGAGUUCAGCCGGCCGUCCGAGGAGUACGUGAUCGACGUGUACCAGAAGCUGUUGUGGUCGACGCAGCUGUCGAUUACCACCAAGGAGUUCCUGCUGCUGUCGCUGGCCAAGCUCUCCACCAGGUUCACCACGCAGCCGAGUCAGGAUAAAAUCCGCGUGAUCAUAGACACGUUCGGCUCUCACAUACACAUCGAACUGCAACAGAGAGGUGUCGAGUUGUCACAGCUGUUCAGGCAGUACGCGUCGCUGCGGCCGGCGCUGCUGGAGCGCAUGCCGGCGAUGGAGGCGGGCGCGCCGCCCGAGCGGGACGACAGCGACGCGGAGCCCGAGCCGGCGCUCGCCGCGCCGCCGCCCGACCAGGACGCCCUAUUGGAUCUCAUCAUCGGCUCGGAGCCGCUGUCCAAUGGUGACGUGGAACACGCAGCGCCCGCCGCCAACAACAACACUACUACCAAUGACAUUCUCGAUCUACUGAGCGGUCUCGACCUGAGCGCGACUAGCACUAUGCCCGCGAGCGCGCCCGUGAGCGGAGUAAGCGCAAUGAGCGGUGUCAGCGGCGUGAGCAGCCUCAAUAACAAUAUGGCGCCCUCUUUGCUAGAUGGACUGUUUGCCUCGCCAUCUGCUGUCACUAAUGCUGCGCCCUCGGAGACGAUAGUAACGGCGCUGGAGCGCAACGGCCUCCGCGUGGAGCUGCACGUGCGGCGCGGCGGCGAGACGGCCGCGAUCACGAUGCGCGCGCACUCCACCGCGCCCGCCGCCAUCACGGACUUCCUCUUCCAGGCCGCUGUGCCGAGGACAUUCCGACUGGACAUGAUGUCGCCGUCGGGCAGCGUGCUGACGCCGCAGGGCGAGAUCACGCAACUGCUCAAGGUCACCAACCCCUCCAAGACUCCACUCCGUCUCCGGAUAAGGGUGUCGUACACGAUCGACGGCAACCCGGUCCUGGAGCAGGCGGAGGUGAACAACUUCCCCCCGGACCUGUUCAACUGACGCGCGGCCCUCUGUCUCUAGCGGCCCGCGGAGCAAGGCCCACGGGACACAUGACCCGCGGGGCAUGGCCCACGGGACACAUGACCCACGGGACAUACGACCCGUGGGUCAUGGGCCACACGGAUAGAGUCACACUCGGCCUACGAAACUUGGCCCGUGCGCCCCGUGGACCAUGAGACACUCGGCCCAUGAGACAAGUGGCCCACGGGACACAUGCACCCACGAUAGAAGGCAUACGAUAAUUAUUACCGGUUUGGAGGGAUGCACGGACAAACAGACAGUGUUAGAUAUUUUUGUGAUUAUUGUUAUAUAUUAUUCUGGUGUUGAAAAUUAGAAAUGGAAGGGAAAUUGAGUCAAAACUCAAAAUAUUUAAAGAAGGUUAGUCAUUGUAUUUAAUUGAUAAAUACAAGAUGUUGAAACACCAAUUCUCUUUAUUGUAAUCAUUGUUAAUACCCCAAAAUUAUGGCUACAUAUGACUGAAUAAUAUAUCAUUCACAAAAUUAUCUUACGCCCAAUGUAUAGUGAUGCCUAACUGUAUAAUUGGUAGAUGUUAGUCGCUAUGUGGUAUGGCUGCUUUAUAUAUUGUCAUUUUAAGUUUAUUAACAAAGCACCUAACAUAUAAUAACAUAAAUUAAAAGAAAAAUAAAUAACAAUUUCAAAACAUUUUAUAUAACCUAUAUUUUAACUUCUGAGUCCAAAUGUUCGUAAGAAAUUCGAAUUCUUUGAUGAUUCAGAAACGGCUAAAUAAAUAUAUUGUCUAUUUUUUAUGUGGAAAUUAUGUUCAUAAUUUAUCUAUGCUAAAUGUAUAUUAUAGCAGCCAUACAAACAAACACGCUGUACAAAUAGCGGUUGGCCAUAUUGGCUUGUGGGUCGUUCCUUAAGCUGCAAUUUGAGAAAUUAGACACAACCGUAUGUAAUAUAGUGGUGAAAGAUAGUUAUCGGUAAUAACGUCACACUUUAAAUAAUACUAACGUAACAAUCCCUUAUAAAUUCUCAUUUAAAUAUGGUAUCCCACUUCCAUCUUUUUUCUACGAGAUUUAAUGGGAAUUUUUCAUAUAUUUUCACUUAUUUAUAUUAUUAAUUUCUUUGUGAAUAUCUUAUUGCUACUAAUGCUCGCUAAAAGAUUGUUAAAUAGUAAAUAUGACAAAUAAUUUUUAUAAACAUGCAGUGAUAUACAACAAAUUUACUGCUUUUCUAUAUAAAUACUAUAAUGAAAAGAUUUUUUUUGAAUUUUCGUUUCUAAUAAUUGCGCUUAUAAUAAAACUGGAACCCAUUAUUUAUUCCGAAGUUUCGACUAUUUAAUGUGUGACGUCGUUUAUAGAUGACCUAAGGCCUGAAAACACAUAGAUAUUUUUCUAGGUUAACACUUAAAUUCUAAGUUUAUGUGUUUUUCAGGCCGUACUUAGAGAUUCGUUUAACAUUCCACUUUAGAUAAAUACUAAAAGACUUAUUCAUUCGUGUGACUGGGGCCCAUUGUGCGGACGUGGUCUUUCUAUUAAUUCCUCAAACAACAAUAUAAUAUUAUUUUUUAUAAAUUUUUCAUACAACUGACUUUAAAUUUGAAUGUAAAUGGUUCUUAAAUUUUUGUUCGCAAUCGCGAGUAUGAUAAAUUAUGACUUUUAAAAUCGUCAUCAUUCUUAUUGCUAAAUAUAGUUGAAAACAGAAGGAUUAUUUAUGAAAAACAUUAUGGGAUUCAAUUGUCAGUAUUAUUCAAAUCUCAUACAACUUACCGCAAAAAAUAUAUGCAGGAGCUGCAAAAUGAAAAUUAUCUUCGUUCAAAUGGUACAGGACUGGCAUUUUUAUGUUUGCUUUAAUUUCCAUAAAAUUUACUUACCGCAACGUAAAUAAAUGUAUAACGAAAAUGGAUUAAAAAAAGAUUUUUUAAUCCAUUCGGUUUUUGGUUGGUAACCUUUAGGUAAAGAUUUAUUUCAACAUGGGCUAAAACAUCUGUUAUGUAUAUAGGGAAGAUGUGUAUAAUAAGAUGUAUAGUAAGGCAGGAUUGAUUGUAUGUGAAUUGUACUUAAUAUCAUAUUUUAUUUAAGAUUUCUAACAUCAUUAAAAAUUACGUGCCCUAAACUAAUGUAGUAAAUAUGAAAUAUUUAAUUUAUCUUAUAGUAUUUCUCAAAUUUGAUUUAUGCAUUUUAUGAUAUUCAUUUAAUUAGUCAUUAUUUUAAUUUUAAUGCUUGACCAUAUUUGAGGGUUGUAGAAUCACUUCCAAUCAUCCUCUAUCGAUUACAAUAGAUUUUUAAAUUGUCAGUAUAGUUUUACAAAAUGUUUUAUCUGCUGUCAAUUCUAUUAUUGAAAUAGUACUGUUCCUUUAAAAGAAAGUUUUUUAUUCAGCGACAAUGUAAAUAGAUAAUGCAUAUAUGUAAGAGUAUAGUUAGAGACCGUUAACGCUACCCUGAGCCCAUCUUUCAUGUUUUGGGACAUAACGUAAGUGCUUAUUAUUUUGUUAUUUAUGUUAGCCACUAACCAGCACAUUAUAUUGAGAUAUUUAUAUAAAAUAAACACGUGUUCGCACGACAGUUUUAUUUUUUAGUUACAUUUAUUUUUCCAUUAUAAAGAGAGCUUCGCAAAAGAUACAUAAUAUAUCGCAAUUUGGUGCUUCAUUUUAUCUAAGUAUCUAACUAGAAGGCCCUCCACGAUGUGAGAUGAUUUAGCGCUAUGUGAGAGAUGUACAUAAUAAUGAUUUUAUGUAAAUUGGUUAAUAAAUAUUUGAGAAUGUUUAUAUAAUCA
Messenger RNA from Zerene cesonia (dogface butterfly), 5433 nucleotides. It is a transcript of the gene AP-1gamma, whose product is annotated as AP-1 complex subunit gamma-1. Gene Ontology annotation, cellular component: membrane coat; AP-1 adaptor complex; Golgi apparatus. Gene Ontology annotation, biological process: receptor-mediated endocytosis; Golgi to vacuole transport; intracellular protein transport. The coding region runs from base 16 to 2697 and encodes 893 amino acids. Gene Ontology annotation, molecular function: clathrin-cargo adaptor activity. NCBI's taxonomy places the organism in Eukaryota, Metazoa, Arthropoda, Insecta, Lepidoptera, Pieridae. The transcript is spliced from 20 exons. The record is from RefSeq and is a predicted model, not a curated record.